Messenger RNA from Eptesicus fuscus (big brown bat), 1731 nucleotides. It is a transcript of the gene TMEM242, whose product is annotated as transmembrane protein 242. The record is from RefSeq and is a predicted model, not a curated record. Lineage: Eukaryota; Metazoa; Chordata; Mammalia; Chiroptera; Vespertilionidae. The coding region runs from base 183 to 608 and encodes 141 amino acids. The transcript has 5 exons.
CUCCUCCUUCCAAUGGCCAUUGACAGACUCCACCACCGUCAGCGACUCAGCUCCCAGACUGAAGAGCAGGCCAGCCUGCCGGCCGCCAGCAUUCUGGGCUGGACCGCUCAAGCCAGCCCGGCGCGGCAGGCCCUCCACUCCCUGCGGCCGCUCAGCUCCGGCGUGGAGGCUUCAUUACAAACAUGGAUCCUACGGGCCCCGAGACCGAGCAGCGGUCCUCCCGGCUGGAGGCUCCGGGACUCGCCGACGACCGGCUUUUCCUGGUUAAAGGUGGGCUUUUCCUAGGUACUGUUGCCGCUGCGGGAAUGCUAGCUGGAUUCGUUACAACAUUAUCAUUGGCUAAAAAGAGAAGCCCGGAAUGGUUCAAUAAGGGAAGCAUGGCCACUGCAGCGCUGCCGGAGAGCGGGUCUUCCCUGGCCUUGCGAGCCCUGGGCUGGGGCUCACUGUGUGCGUGGUGCGGGGUUGGUGUGAUCAGCUUCGCGGUCUGGAAAGCUUUAGGAGUUCACAGUAUGAAAGACUUUCGAAGCAAAAUGCAAUCGAUAUUUCCAUCAAUUCCCAAGAACUCCCAACCUGCUGUGGAGUGGGAGGAAGCAUUGAAAUCCAAAUGAGAUGAGCAUGGCGGGUGAAUUCCAAACGGCUGUUACAGGGAGUGGCUUCGGAGACGCCGGGCAGCCAAGGGACUCAUUGAUUUCUCCUCGGGAAGACGCGCCAGCGUGGUCCGACCCCGCGGGUGGACACGGUCGGCGUGUUCACACUGUCCUGUGCUUUGCUGUAAACUUCACGUGACGCGUGCGUGCUCAUGUGUAUCGUGUUGGGGGGAGGGGGAGGAUAAAUUUUUCCCAAAGUUAGGAAGACCGUUUACAAUGAUGAUAUGGAUAACUUCUCUAUAUGGGGGAGAUCCCGGGGAAGUACUUCAGUGUAUGACUAUAACAGUUGAAGGCAAGUUCUGUACCUGAAAAAGAGUUUAUAACAGCCUGAGAUGGAAAACGCUGACAACAGAUCCUAACAGCAGCAGUACCGCGAUGUCCCUAAUUGGAUGAGUUUCAACAGUCUUUCCUGUCAGUCCUGGCUGUUGGGACCUGGACACUCACUCCUGCCGCAGACCCCGCAGUGACGGCUGGGAGGCCCUGAGCCUGGGCAGCUGGGCGCUGCCCCUCGGAGCCAGUCUGAUCCGCCCGUGCUCCUUAUGUACCUGACAGCUCACCUGCAUCCUGUAAAUGCUCACGUUGAGCAAGAAGCCAGCGGCAGAUUACGAUAACUUGAAAAGGUACAGCUGUGCUCAAAUAAGGGCAAGGACAUCAUGGGAAUUAAACAUAGUACUUUUUGAGAAAUUGGUUCCGGGUUCCUAAACAUUAACUGACAGUUUGUAGUUUUGUCUCAGUUGUCAAUGUAAAAAUUGCCCAGUUAUUACCCAUCUUAACAAGUAUUUUUAGCCAGGAAAUUAUCUGAGUGUUAAGUCUCAAUAUUAAUUAUUUAGUACUGCCUUGCUGAUGAAACUGGCAAAUUCUUAUAUACACACCCAACGCUUUUCUGUCCUCGACGAGCUCUUACAGAAAACAGAAUAAUCUAAUUGCAAUUAUUUUUUACUGGAGAUUUAAAAAUUUUAAAGAAAAAGGAUAUGUCAAUGUUUCUGGAAAAAUAAUCUCUGGUUGAAUAUUAAUUGUCCAGUUUCUUUAUCAUUGCUUAGGCUUUAAUUAGCAAUCAGGUUUAAUAAAGUAUAUUUGAAAUUAA